AUGGGAAAUGAGGCCAGUUACCCGGAGGAAAUGUGCUCCCAGUUUGACCAUGAUGAAAUUAAAAGGCUGAGCAAGAGGUUUAAGAAGCUGGACUUGGACAAUUCGGGCUCUCUGAGCGUGGAUGAGUUCCUGUCGCUGCCCCAGCUGCAGCGGAAUCCGUUGGCGAAGAGAGUGAUCGACGUCUUCGACACCGACGGCAAUGGCGUAGUGGACUUCAAGGAAUUCAUCGUGGGGACCUCCCAGUUCAGUGUCAAGGGCAGCGAGGAGCAGAAGCUAAGGUUUGCUUUCAGCAUCUACGACAUGGACAAAGACGGCUACAUUUCCAACGGAGAGCUCUUCCAGGUGCUGAAGUUGAUGGUGGGGGACGACACCCUGACAGACUGGGAGUUACAGGAGGUCGUCGACAAAACCAUCAUCUGCCUGGAUACAGACGGCGAUGGGAAAAUAUCCUACGAGGAAUUCAGCGCUGUGGUCCGAGGCCUGGAGAUCCACAAGAACUUGGUGGUGGCUGUGUGA
This is a messenger RNA of Equus quagga, 516 nucleotides long. RefSeq names its product protein phosphatase 3 regulatory subunit B, beta (gene PPP3R2). Lineage: Eukaryota; Metazoa; Chordata; Mammalia; Perissodactyla; Equidae. The transcript has a single exon. The record is from RefSeq and is a predicted model, not a curated record. Bases 1 to 516 code for a protein of 171 amino acids. Gene Ontology annotation, molecular function: calcium ion binding; calcium-dependent protein serine/threonine phosphatase regulator activity.